Molecule: messenger RNA, 600 nt
Organism: Aspergillus terreus NIH2624
Lineage: Eukaryota; Fungi; Ascomycota; Eurotiomycetes; Eurotiales; Aspergillaceae
Exons: 2
Coding region: 1-600 (199 amino acids)
Source: RefSeq, a predicted model, not a curated record
AUGGUCGAGAUUGUCACACACAGUGCUCAUCAACCUGCCGCAACGAACGUUUCUGGUAACAUUACCACCGAACACUCCCUGUCAUCUUCCUUCUUCGAAGAUGGUCGAUUGCAAUCGGAAGAUGGCGAGGAUGCCACAUCUACGCAUAAAGCGCCGGAUCCAGUUGAUGUUCGGCGCUUGAGUUUCAUAUCGUUUGCGGACGUUGUCAAUGCUGAGCAUGCGGAAGCCAACGAGCUUGCUACCAGUCGCGAUUGUUUCCCAGUCGCUUCUUUCUCCUCCAACUCGGCUGUGCAAAACCGAUCGCCAUCGCCUUUGCGAUCACCAACAUCCUCCCAUGGAUUCGGGACGUCCCCUCCGACUAGUAUCGCCCCGUCUUUCAAGGGACUCGAUUUCUCUCCGACCCGGACUGGUUUCAUGCCUGGAAGCCCCCCUUUGACCUCUCAGAGGCCGGCGUCUCCUACUACAGGCAACGAACUGAACGUAGAGACCAUGCGACAGGCGCUGAGGAAAACAGGCAGUUCGGAUGUUAUCACUGGGAGAAGUCGACUUCCAAGUCCUGUGGCUAUCGAUUGUGAAUAUGUCUGCUACUGUACCUUCUGA